Eimeria mitis is the source of this 855-nucleotide messenger RNA. Its product is annotated as rna 3' terminal phosphate cyclase, putative. The record is from RefSeq and is a predicted model, not a curated record. Gene Ontology annotation, molecular function: RNA endonuclease activity. Gene Ontology annotation, biological process: endonucleolytic cleavage of tricistronic rRNA transcript (SSU-rRNA, 5.8S rRNA, LSU-rRNA). NCBI's taxonomy places the organism in Eukaryota, Apicomplexa, Conoidasida, Eucoccidiorida, Eimeriidae. Gene Ontology annotation, cellular component: nucleolus.
AUGCAACAGCAGCACGCAGCAGCAGCAGCAGCAGGCAGCAGCAGCAGCAGCAGCAACAGCAAAGCUGCAGCAGCAGCAAUUGCUGCUGCUGCUGCUACAGGAACACCUGAACAGCAUCAGCAUCAGCUGCAGCAGCUGCUGCAGCAGCAAAAGCAGCAACUCAAAGACAGCAGAGUUGCUGCUGUUGGCCUUGUCUUAGUAGCUGAGGAUAUAAAGGGGGGCUGUCGUGCUGCUGGUGAUGCGUUGCUGCUGGAGCCAGCAGCAGCAGCAGCAGCAGGAGCAGGAGGUGCAGCAGCAGCAGCAGCAGCAGCAGAUGCAGCAGCAAUAGCUUCUCGGGCGACAGGCAACAGCAAGCUGCAGCAGCUGUUGCAGACCGAAGCAGCAACAAAGGAAACAGCAGCAACAGCAGCAGCAGCAGCAGGAGAAGCAGCAGGAGCAGCAGCAGCAGCUACACCUGAGGAGCAGCUAGGCCUUCGGGUUGCCAGGCUGCUGCUGCUGCAGCUGCUGCUGGGGGGCGCGGUACCCCCCCGGGGUCAGAAGCUCGCGCUGCUGUUUGCUGCUCUUGCUGCAGACUACGCCCCGUCUAGGGUGUUGCUAUCUCGUCUGACUCCAUCUACGGUUGGUUUUCUGCGUUUGCUGCGGGAUUUCUUCGGCGUUGCUUUUACCUUUGAGCAGCAGCAGCAGCAGCUGCGCCAGCAGCAGCAGCAGCAGCAGCAGCAGCAGCAGCAGCAGCAGCAGCGCAGCAGCAGCAGCAGCUGCGCCAGCAGCAGCAGCAGCAGCAGCAGCAGCAGCAGCAGCAGCAGCAGCAGCAGCAGCAGGAUUCAGAUGAAGAAGAAGAGGGGCUUGAUGAUAUAG